GCGGACGGCGGAGCGCGGCGGUCGCCAGUGUCGGCACUCGGCGCCGUCAGUUGAGUUCUGAGCGCCACGGGGCUGCCGCGCUCACGCCGCGUAGAGCCCUCACUCGCGUACCUAACUUUGUGCACUGGAAACUUUUCAAAGCGUUUUCCGAAGGAUUCGACGGUCGCGCGUUAAUAACGUUGUCAUUUUCGAGUCGCGUUGUGGUGUACAACGUGCGAGCGAACACGGUUGCGCGUACACACGAGUCUGUCGGUCUAUUUUUGAAUAUUCUCUAAACGCUUCGCCGCGAAGUUUUCGAAACGCAGCUCGCCGGAGCCGGGUGAACGGCCGCAGCGUAUGCAGUACGACUGCAUCACGUCUCUUGUGUUUUUGUUGACGGAUUUUUGUUGUUAACCUCCACAGUUAUAACCGAGAAACGUUAUCUUUACUAUUGCACGGGGCCUCGCCCAUGUAGUGUUUCGCUCGGGCGGUGAUGGCUACGGAUGACCUUGAUUUAGUGUUGUUUUUGUGAUCGGUGCUAGUGAGUGGUUGGUGACAGUUCUCUUGUCGGCCAUUGCAAGUGUGGUUAGUGUUGCCAGUGGUACUAGUGAUGUGACAGUCUAUGGAAGCGUCAGGGUGCGCCCGGAAUGUUUACGAAGCACGGCAAGACCGCUGAGCGGUGCCAUCAUCCCCACCCCCAUAGGGGUUGUAAGAAGAAGAAGCAAGCCCCGCAUACGCCCUGGAAGUACUUGAUGAAUUGCCCACUCGUUAGAAAAUGUUUUGGUCUUCAGCUGCGGAGCAUAGAAGAGCCGGCAGGUGGCGCGGGCGGCGGCAUGCCCGCGCCCACCUGCUACGACGCCGAGUGCGCACGGACCGAGGCCUGGCUCGAUGAGAACCAGGAGUUUGUGCAUGACUACUUCUUGAGGAAAGCGACUCGGCAAGUGGUGGACGCGUGGCUGGUGUCUCACGCGACGCCGCCGAGCGCGGAGCUCGCGUCGCCCUCGCGCGCCGGCUCUGGUUCGGGGGCCACCACGCCCGUCAGGAAGAUCUCUGCGCACGAGUUCGAGCGCGGCGGUCUGCUGAAGCCGCUGGUGACGACGGUGGACGGGACGCCCACGUUCCUGGGGGACCAGCCGCCUCACGCCACACCUUCCAGGCCGCAGCGGCGAUCAAGGCACGAACUUAGACAGCUCGACGAGAAAGAGCUUAUAUUUGAACUAGUGAAGGACAUAUGUAACGAGCUCGAAGUGCGAGUUUUAUGCCACAAGAUACUGCAGAACGUGUCGAUAUUGCUCGACGCCGAUCGGGGCUCGCUCUUCUUGGUACAAGGAGAGAGAGCGUCGUCACCUCACCCACAGAAUGGCAGAUGUCUGGUGUCGAAGCUAUUCGACGUAUGUUCGAAAUCAACUCCUGAGCAGAUGGAGCAGCUCGAGGAGAUCAGGAUACCGUGGGGCAGCGGCAUCGUCGGCUACGUCGCCGAGAGCGGCGAGCCCGUCAACAUUCCUGACGCGUACAAGGACGAAAGGUUUAACCACGAUAUUGAUCAGCAGACGGGCUACAAGACGAGAUCGCUACUAUGUAUGCCGAUAAAGGACAUCAACGGGGAGGUUAUCGGUGUUGCACAGGUGAUAAACAAACAAAACGACGGACCAUUCACGGCGAACGACGAGAAAGUGUUCGCUUCGUACCUGCAGUUCUGCGGCAUAGGGUUGAGGAACGCGCAGCUGUACGAACGUUCGCAGCUGGAGGUUAAGAGGAACCAGGUGCUGCUCGACCUCGCCAGGAUGGUGUUUGAAGAGCAGAGCACGAUAGAGCACAUGGUGUUGCGGAUAUUGACGCACACGCAGAGCUUGAUACGAUGUCAGCGAGUACAGGUACUUUUAGUACACGAAGCGUCGAAGGGUAGUUUUUCGCGGGUGUUCGAUCUGGAGGCCGGCGACGACACAGAUCCCGACCCACCGAGGACGUCGCCUUACGAGAGUCGAUUCCCCAUCAACAUUGGUAUUACUGGAUACGUGGCUACUACGGGCGAGACCGUGAACAUAGCGGACGCCUAUUCAGACCCGCGUUUUGAUCCUUCAGUCGACGAGAGCACCGGAUUCAAGCACAACACAAUCCUCUGCAUGGCCAUUAAGAAUUCAGAGGGCAGGAUAAUCGGAGUUAUUCAGCUUAUCAACAAGUUCGACGACCUUUUGUUUACGAAGAACGAUGAGAAUUUCGUGGAGGCGUUCGCUAUUUUCUGCGGUAUGGGCAUUCAUAACACUCAUAUGUACGAGAAGGCGAUCACCGCGAUGGCCAAGCAGAGUGUAACACUUGACGUACUAAGUUACCACGCAUCAGCCUCAUUAGACGACGCUCAACGGUUACGGUCCUCUUUACAGUCGCUGAGGAUACCUUCGUCGGCGCACUUCAGCCUGCACGAGUUGGCGUUUGAUGACAUCGACAUGAGUGAUGACGACACGCUCAGGGCGUGUUUAAGGAUGUUCCUGGACUUGGAUUUCGUGGAGAGGUUUCACAUCGACUACGGCGUGUUGUGCCGAUGGUUGUUAAGUGUUAAGAAGAACUAUCGCAACGUCACGUAUCACAAUUGGAGGCAUGCGUUCAAUGUCGCGCAGAUGAUGUUUGCGAUACUAACGGAGACACAAUGGUGGAAGAUAUUUGGCGAACUCGAGUGUUUGGCUUUAAUCAUUGGCUGCCUGUGCCACGAUCUUGAUCAUCGAGGGACCAAUAACUCUUUUCAGAUCAAGGCGUCGUCACCGCUAGCCCAAUUGUACUCGACGUCGACGAUGGAGCACCACCACUUCGACCAGUGCCUCAUGAUCCUCAACUCGCCCGGCAAUCAGAUACUGCUGAACCUCUCAUCAGAUGACUACGAGAAGGUGGUCAAGGUGCUCGAAGACGCCAUACUGUCCACCGACCUGGCUGUUUAUUUCAGCAAACGAUCAGCAUUCAUCGAAGUGGUGAGCGCGGCGAGUGGUGUGAGCAUCGGCACGGGCGCGGGGCCGGGCGCCUUGUGUCCGAGCGGCGCGCCGGUCGCGGCGGGCGCGGGCGGUGCGGGCGGUGCGGGGGGCGCGGGGGGCGCGGCGAGCGCGGUGGUGACGUGGGGCGCAUGCGCGGCGCGGCGCGGCCUCCUGCGCGCGAUGCUGAUGACGGCGUGCGACCUCGCCGCCAUCACCAAGCCGUGGCCCGUGGAGCGACGCGUGGCCGCACUCGUCGCCGGCGAGUUCUUCAGACAAGGGGAUCUCGAGAGACAGAACCUCAAUCUAACUCCUAUUGAUAUAAUGAACAGAGACAAAGAAGAUCAACUUCCCGCUAUGCAAGUGAAGUUCAUCGACACCAUCUGUUUACCAAUUUACGAGGCUUUCGCAGUACUGUCGCCGGCUUUACAGCCGAUGUUGGACCGCGUGAAAAGCAACCGCGCGCACUGGAUCGAGCUCGCCAACAACGACAAGUACACCGGAGAGAAGAUCGAAUACGCGCUCGAGAACACCACAGAGAAGAACGACAAGUCGAGCACAAGCUCGCACGUCGACGACACGGAGAACACGUACGAGGGGGACAGCAGCGGCGCGGUCAGUCUCUCCUCGGAGACCAACUCGAAAUACGAAAAUCUCGAAAAUCCCGUCGUCGGACUCGUAUGCAACAACGCGCUGACCAUGCCGCGAGAACCGAACAAGUUUUGUCAUAUAAGCGAAUUAAAUUAAUUGUGUGAUUAGUGGCGACACCGGACCGAUGGUUGCGACGGUUUUAUAGUUUGCAUUCAAACUGAACCGACUCGUUGGUCGGUUGGUGAUUGUGUGACCGUUCGUGUAUUGUGCGUGGUAACUGAGAGUGAUAUUCGUUUAGUAAAUAGAUGGUUUAGCGCCUGUUUCACAAGGUUCUAGAAAAUUCUUUGAAUUAAGUUGUGUUUAAAUUGAAUUUAUUUCUUGUUAGAAACUGGAUUUAGAUUUGGUUUAGAUAUAACCUAAUUUUAAUGCUGCCAAUGUGUCUCUUAUUCGCAACCAAAUACUAAGGUGAUAACGUAUGUAACAAGAGACCAAUUAUAGUAGUGUGACAGCGAUGUCAAUGAGAGUGGAUAUGAGGGCGCUGUUGUCGGUCGAACGUCAGCCAAUAGUUGGAGUGACGUUAGACGUCAGUUGCUGUGUCCAUUAACGUCGACGUCACCCAAUACCAAAUGAUUCCGCGUCAAUUUCGUCUCGGACAUAGUGAAACAGGCUCGUAGUCGAAUUUGAAAUUUAUUUAACGCAAGGCGUAUAACGUUAAAGAUCAUGAACACCCGGGCACUAUUUUUGUACACUUCAUUUAAAAUAGCUUUACAUUAAGUACCUAAGUAAGAACAUUUACAAGUAGGUAAUGUAAUGUGUUUUAAUUUUACCUCAUUCGUCUAUUCUUAUAGCGAGUCGCAUGGACACUUGGAUAGUUGGGUAUCAUUACUGAUACGUAUCUUAAAUGUAGCCGAAAUAUAAUUUCUUAUAGAAAAAUAAUAUUUUCGGAUUAAAUACUCUAACCACACAUUAAAACAGGGCCUAACAAUUGUCACAUAGUUGUUAAAUAAUUAUGACCAAGAUACCAAAAAUAUGUUUCACGUAGUUUAUGUACUAAAAUUGUAUAGUUAUAUUUUUGGGUCAUGAAUAUUCAUCAUCAUUGUAAUGUUAGUGUUUGGCGUAACAUUGUUAUACAGUCAUUAGGUUAGGGUGUCCACUUUUUAAAAUAGGGCGAAAACGUUUAAAAUCACGUUAAAUAUUUUAUUACCUAAUACCAGAAUACAAAAUAAAUAUUUUAUAAAAAAAAAAAUAUAUAAGGAAAUGUAUAAAAAAUAUUGUACAUUUCGUGUGCCAAUUUUAAUAUAGUGACUACCUUAUCGUCUUUUUUGAGAUAAAGUUGUAAAUUGAUUAUUUUCAUCCUUUAUUGUAAAGGGAUAUGUGGACACUCUAUAGUUCUAGGACUAAAACUAAAUAUAAAUUGAAGUUCGCAUACAUAUAACUUUUGAGUAUAUCAUAUCGGUAAUUUGCAAAGAAUCGUACAUUUUAUUCGCACAACAUAUUUUGUAAAUAAUCGAUUUUAUAUAAUUACUAACAAGUUGUAAUUUUGGUAAGUACUUACGAUUUUAUUCGGGUUUUAUCGAAUCGCUAUUUAUCGUACGAUCAAUAAAUUUCCUUUCGUCCGCUUAGGAACUGUUGCCUCGCAUUAUUUUAAUAGAAUGACAGUUACGGCUACCGCCGAUUCAUUCCAGUCGUAUCCAUUCUUUACUUAUAAUUAUUAGUUUCAUCGUUUACACUUUUGUCAAAUAUUUUGACUCCAUAGUGUAUCUCCUCGAAGUCGUAAUGCAUUGUUAUACUAUUCUCAAAGGAAUUUUCAGUGGACACAUACAAAUACAUAAACGAUGUUUUAUAUAAUGAAUAUUGGAUUUUGAUUUAUUUUUAUAAAGCAAAAUAUGUUGCGAAGUUAGUGUCGAAGUUCCGCUGCUAUGUACUGCGUUAUAUAAUAGUUAUAAAUAUAUGCAUUUGAAUCAGUGAUGAAAUUACAAGUGUAAUUCUCUAUUUGAUAAAAAUUGUGACCAAAAAUACCUUGGUAUAAAUUGUUUUUCCAACUCUCUCUAAUAAAAGUUAGAUAUUUACAUGAUGAAAAAUCUCAAUUGUGGUAAUAAAAUGUGUACAACGUUAAUAUAAGAUUGCUGUAAGUAUUAUUAGAAAGUAAUUAGAAAAUUAAUAAUUGUAAUUCGCUAAAUGACGAGCUGUAUGGUGUGUGAAUAAUUAUGGAGGUUGUUUUGUUCCAAACAAAAAAUGUUAUUUAUUUAUGAUUAAACAAAUUUUCAAAUAG
Messenger RNA from Manduca sexta (tobacco hornworm), 5799 nucleotides. RefSeq names its product dual 3',5'-cyclic-AMP and -GMP phosphodiesterase 11 (gene Pde11). The coding region runs from base 627 to 3683 and encodes 1018 amino acids. Gene Ontology annotation, molecular function: protein binding; 3',5'-cyclic-AMP phosphodiesterase activity; 3',5'-cyclic-GMP phosphodiesterase activity. The transcript has 19 exons. Lineage: Eukaryota; Metazoa; Arthropoda; Insecta; Lepidoptera; Sphingidae. Gene Ontology annotation, biological process: signal transduction. The record is from RefSeq and is a predicted model, not a curated record.